Hypomesus transpacificus is the source of this 1872-nucleotide messenger RNA. RefSeq names its product tumor suppressor 2, mitochondrial calcium regulator b (gene tusc2b). Gene Ontology annotation, biological process: inflammatory response; regulation of mitochondrial membrane potential. Gene Ontology annotation, cellular component: mitochondrion. The transcript has 4 exons. The record is from RefSeq and is a predicted model, not a curated record. The coding region runs from base 207 to 542 and encodes 111 amino acids. Lineage: Eukaryota; Metazoa; Chordata; Actinopteri; Osmeriformes; Osmeridae.
UUUCAUUAUAGCUGGGGACGGUUCAUCUCGUUAAGGAUACAACUCCGAAAGUCAGAGCCUCUAUACUCAGUUGGAAAAAGUGACACGGGACUAAUUUGCCUUCAAAACUGUGUGCGUUCUCUGGAGUGCUCUUCCAGAGGGCUACCUGCGAAUCACAUCACCAUUGGGGGCUCUACGGCCACGUAAAUAAUGUCCUACAGUUGAAGAUGGGAGGUAGUGGCUCCAAAAACAAAGGUUAUUGGCCUUUCGCUGGCUCAGGAAGUGUUGAUGAUUCAACCAAAGAGGGAAAUGAGCAGUCAUUGGCAAAACUUCGAAGUUUCCGAAAUGCGACUCCGUUCGUGUUUACUAGACGAAGCUCUCUAUAUUUUGAUGAAGAUGGUGACUUGGCCCAUGAGUUCUACGAAGAGACAGUUGUGACAAAGAAUGGCCGUAAAAGGGCUAAGUUUAAGAGGAUUCAGAAAAACCUUAUACCUCAGGGAACCAUAAAGCUGGAGAACCCCUGCAUCCAUGUGGAUUUUCCAGUUGUUCUCUGUGAGGUUUGAUUCAGCCUUGGGCACAUUUUCAGACCAGACUCAGACUAGUCACUGUGUCAACUCCGUCCCAGUUUCCCAUUCAACCUAGCCUACACCUGGAUACCCCCACCCUGCUAUGAAACGCCAUGGUGUCCUCUUGACGAUAUUUGAUGCCCCUUUGUGGAAAGGCUGUCUCAACAAGUGUUGAGCUUCUGCAUGUGAACACUAUGGUGUGGCUUCUGUGCAGUUUGACACAGUAGAAGGAGGAGACAUGAUGUAUGAAUGAUGUAUUUUAUGUUACACUUAACAUCAAUAUAUACAGUGCAGGUCCUGUGUGUAUGAUCGUGUUAGGGAAAAUAUGAUGAUGGCUAAUGGUCCCUGUUUGUUUUACAGCAGUGUCUUCUGGUAUAAUCCACCAAUCUCAAGGAGAAUGUACGAGUCUAGUCUAAAUUGAACUGUGGGCGUUAAGAUGAUGGUUCCUUGUCUGUAAACCAUGUCCUAGGGAGGGAUUGUCCAUCUGUACUGAGAAGCAAGGGGAAUUUUGUCGAAUUAUGUGAUUUUCCUGCAAGCCUUCAGAGCUUUCAGAAAAAAUGAUUAGGAUUCAAGAUCAGUGUCAUGGGGUUUGAGGCAGGACAUUUUGUGGAAAGGAAUGCUUUCAAUGCCUACUUAAAUUACCAUCAUGCAUGAAGCUGGCUAUGCUUAUCAGUAAUACCCCCAUGGAGUACACAAUCACUGGUCAUUGUGAUCCGAAUAAUUCAACAUAAUGUUGUGGUGUUCGAUUAAUUGGCUGUAGUGAUCAUGAUGUGACCAGGACUUAGAGACACAUGCAUGUACAGAGUUGAAAUGAAUCCCACAAGAGAUCCUCUGUUCUUUUGCUGCUGUGGCAGAAAACAUUUCACUGUUAAUUUAUUACUGUUACAAUGGUAUUGUUUUUUUAAUAACAACUCAAUGUACUAUUAUGUCUGGGUCUCUUUUUUAUGUUAUCAAAAAGCCAAUGUUUCUCUACCAUGGCUAGGAUAUUUGGAUAUUUAUGUGACAAUGGAUUAUAUUUGGAAUAGUUGACUAAAACUUGUGCUCUUAGCCUUUUUGUAUCCUAAAUUAACUCAAGUAUAAUAUAGAGGCAUAGUAAACAUGUUGUCACUGUAUUGCACUAGUCCAAGGCAUCAUUUGUGUACUAGUAUAUCUAUGUUUCAGAUUCAAAUUGUGUUUGUAUGAUUGCCACCAGAUGAUCCUCAACAAUGGCACUGUGACUUAGUGUACCUAAAGAAGCUAAGCUAAAAGAAAUGUUUGUAAUUUCAUCUUCAUUUUUUUUCUCUUCCCAAUGUUAGCUUGAAAACGAAAUAUGUAGCCUACUACACUA